UUUGGACCAAAUGAACAAAAUAAACUCAUUUCAUAACAGCUGUGUGCACCAUGUUAUGUUUACUUCUGGCUGCAGUCAAGGAGUAAUGUAACGUGGUCUCAUUGAAUCACUCAAGUUGACAUUGAAUCCAAAAAAAACCAAAACAAAAUAUGACCCCACGCUCUCAUUAACGCUGAAGUGAAGUUCCGUUAAAAAAUUAUCACCAAGUCACCGAGCCAGAACCUGAAAAAAUCCUGACAGCAGAAAUGGAAUAUAAUCACAAUUACCUUGAGGUGGCAAUUUUGCCAAGUGAAUCAGUGGAUUUAUCAAUGAAUAUCGUACCAGAGUCCGGUAACGAGCCUGACCUGGGAGAUAACUCAAGUCCCAGUGGCCAGGAGGAGGAAGAGGAGGAUGAAUACGUACUGAUAGUGGAUGACGCCCUAAUGCCAGUUGAAAUUCGCCCUGCAGAAAUAAUCGAGGCUGUUGAUCUAGAAAACGUUGGGAACAUCGAGAUAAUCGAGAAUGUCGAGAACGUCGCCAACAUCAUGGAAGUGCAAGCGAUUAACGAGAACUCACAGGAGAAUGCUCCAGAGAUAAUUCAAGUGGCAGAGAUACCUCAGAACGAGGAUUCCACGGCCUCUUCAGCGACCUCCUCAUCGGCCCUAGAGUCCGAAGAGGAGAAGCCCCGAAAGAAACGAAAAUUGGAGAUAGAAGCCAAAUCAUUGACCCAAGAUAGUGACGAGUCUGAUGAGGGUAAAUCGUGUCCCAUCUGCAUGGAGCACUGGACAAACUCUGGAGAUCACCGGCUGUGCUCUCUCGCUUGUGGUCAUUUAUUCGGUCACAAGUGUGUCCUCAGGUGGUUGAAACAGGAGUGCACAGCCCAGAAUCGCAGGUGUCCCCACUGUAACAGAAAAGCCCACACCAAGGACAUCAGAAUGAUCUACACCACCAAUCUCUCAUCAGUGGACACUAUCGAGCUUGAUCGUCUCAAAAAUGAACUCCAGACUGUGAUGGCGAGAAACAAAAGCAUGGAGUCAGAGAUAUCGAAAUCUCAUUUGCGGUAUAAAAUUGCUCAAGAUAGGAUAAAGGAACUUACACAGAAGAUAACUGAUUUGGAGACUCAGAGACAUGAUUUUAGGACGGAGCUAAGAGAGAGGACUACUGGGGGACAUGUCGGCAGAAAGUUCCACCUAGAUAGAACUUUUGAGAUGCCCAGGGAUGGGUGCGGCAGAGUUCUCGAUUAUAACUCAUGGUAUGGAUAUCUCGCUGUAUCCCAAAAAUCACCGAAUGGAAUAUUUCCUGGGUAUGGGGUGAAGAAGAUUGACACGCACAAGUACGAGCAGCUGCAAUUCACCCUGCUGCACAGUCAGCAAAUAAGGGAUAUGGCUUUUCACCAAACACAACAAUCAUUGUUGCUGUCAGUGAGCUUUGAUAAGACUGCAAAGUUGAUGGAUAUUCACAAUGAUCAAGUGCUGCAUGGAUUUCCUGUAGAGUCUCAGGUGUGGAGUUGCUGCUGGGCUGGGGACAAUCCCAAUAUCUUUGUCGUUGGCACCCAGAAGGGACUCAUCACACAAUUCGAUAUUAGACAGACUGCUGGAGCACUGGAUACGUUGGAGAGUCCUGGUGACAGAUCUCCCGUUGCAUCCCUGGCAACGGUGCCUCCCUGCUCCUCAAAUGGAAUAGUCAGGGGUGGAUUUUUAGCCAGUCACUUGAACUCUUGUUAUGCAUACGAAAUAAGAAAUAAUGUUUAUGUUGCUAAGCAGAUGCUUCACGAGGGACCGUUCACGUGCAUUCGGUAUGACUCACAGAAUCAUCAUGCACUUAUCUCAUGCAGGCCCAAUGCCAACAAUCUUCAAGCCAGGCACAUUGUUUUUUCGGUGGAGAAAGUCACUGAGAAUACUGUUGCAUGCAAUACUGUUCAUACUUUUACAGCUGGAAGCACUCAGAAUUUAUUGUCGAGACCCUGUCAUAUUAAUUUUACCGAUGAUACUUUUGUUGCUGCCCAUCAGGAGUCGACUAAGAGUGUUCCUAUCUGGAGUGUCUCUACGGGCAAGGAGGUGCAGAGACUUCCUACAUGCAAUCCUGUCGUUGAUCUAUGCUCAUUCAGACUGCAAAAUUCCGUUUUCCUUGGAGCCCUCUCCGGGAAUAAACUCAGGCUGUACAAUUGUGAGCAACCGUAACGAUUAAUUUAGUUGUCAGUUAGUCUCCUAAGGUGGAGAUAGAUUCAAGAUUCGAAGUGGAGCUGUCAUUCUUCUCCUCUUUUUGUAUACAUUGUCUUGUGCAUCGUAGGAUUAAGAAUAACUUAAUUGUAAUGUUUGGGAAUGAAAAGUUUUACAUAAAAAAAGGGAGAUAUUCAUUGACAACAAUUUCAAUAAAAUCUAUUGUAAAUUUUGUAAUGAAAAGAGUGCUUCUUCUUUUCAUUUUUGACGUUUAAUUCCUGAUUGAUUUGGGAGAAGGUUUCCUAGACCUGUUAAUUUUAUUUGAUCUAAAUUACGACGAAAUGGAAAGUCCAGGACUUUGAUUGGUGUCUCCUUGAGCUCUGCGAUCUCUUGAUCUCGUUUACUGCAAGUUCAGUUUAAAACUUCAGCUCCUCUAAUAGUUAUGUUGUAGUUUUUUUAUAUACAUUGCCUUGCGCAUCUUAGGAUAUGAAGAAUAACUUAAUUGUAAUGUUUGAGAAUGAGAAUUUUUAUAUGAGCAAUUGAAUAAGAAUUGGAAUAAAGUAUAUUAUA
This is a messenger RNA of Fopius arisanus, 2708 nucleotides long. It is a transcript of the gene Rfwd3, whose product is annotated as E3 ubiquitin-protein ligase RFWD3. NCBI's taxonomy places the organism in Eukaryota, Metazoa, Arthropoda, Insecta, Hymenoptera, Braconidae. Bases 246 to 2159 code for a protein of 637 amino acids. Gene Ontology annotation, cellular component: nucleus. The record is from RefSeq and is a predicted model, not a curated record. Gene Ontology annotation, biological process: protein ubiquitination; interstrand cross-link repair. The transcript has 2 exons. Gene Ontology annotation, molecular function: protein binding; ubiquitin-protein transferase activity.